Osmerus eperlanus (European smelt) is the source of this 2510-nucleotide messenger RNA. Its product is annotated as bMERB domain-containing protein 1-like. Lineage: Eukaryota; Metazoa; Chordata; Actinopteri; Osmeriformes; Osmeridae. Bases 274 to 1092 code for a protein of 272 amino acids. The record is from RefSeq and is a predicted model, not a curated record. The transcript has 7 exons. Gene Ontology annotation, biological process: mitochondrial ribosome assembly; cellular response to reactive oxygen species; negative regulation of microtubule depolymerization. Gene Ontology annotation, cellular component: microtubule cytoskeleton; membrane; mitochondrion.
AAUAUGCACGCAGUAGCCUAUCACUGCCAGUUUCAGUGUUGGCUGGUGUUACUUUCGUUUAUUUAACCUUGGUGUGAUACCAAUCUUAAUUUUUUUGUAGCCUAAGUAAUCAUAAACGAACAACACAUAUAUCAAUAUGCCAACGCAUAUUAAAGCUUAUUUAACGCAACAUUUAGGUCGAGAUGGACUUGUCAACGAUACUGCUCCGAUUUCCUGCUGUUGAUAUCUUUCAGUUUAACUCAGUUCAGGGUUGUGUGUUUUUAUGUCAAAAAUAUGAGUAACGCUUUUUUAAAGCAUGUUAGAAGGUUUCCCUGGGUUACCAAUGUAACCCUCUACGGUUGCUUGUUCGCUGGUGGGGACUUCGUUCACCAAUGGUUUUCGCGGAAAGAAGACAUGGACUGGAGGCACACACGGAAUGUUGCCGUAGUCGCCUUUAGUUUCCAUGGUAACUUUAACUUCUUCUGGAUGCGUUUUUUGGAGCGGAGAUUUCCAGGGAAUUCUGUCGGUAUGGUUCUACGCAAACUUUUCUUGGACCAAACCACCGCUGCGCCUUUGGCCACAACCGUAUUCUACACAGACCAAGUGGAGCAUGUGUGCAUGGCGGAGAGCAGCAUGGACCCAGAUGAGAUCGAGGUGGAGAUGGCUCGUAUCCAGCGUCUCCGGGAGGUCCUGGUGCGCCGGGAGUCUGAACUACGCUUCAUGAUGGAUGACAUCCAGCUCUGCAAAGACAUCAUGAGCCUGAAACAGGAACUGAGGAAGAUAGUCACCGUACCAGAGAAAGAGAAGACCAAGAAGCACAGACAGCGGGAGGAAGAGCUGAUCCUGAAGAUCCACAAGCUGGUGCAGAAGAGGGACUUCCUGGUUGACGAUGCCGAGGUGGAGAGAUUAAGGGAGCAGGAGGAGGACAAAGAGAUGGCCGAGUUCCUCAGACAGAAGCUGAUGUCACUGGAGAAACUGGCCCGAGUCACACAGAAUCCCCCAAAGUCUAAGAAGCACGUCCCCACGCCACCCACUAACAAGCCCUCCAUCGCCAAAUCGAGUGUGGCCAUCAUCAAGGACUGCUGUGGAGCCACCCAGUGUUGCAUCAUGUAGCAGUCUGAUGACGACCCCCCCUGACACUCCCAAACAGAACAGUCUGACCUAAUCGGACCUAAUCCGUUUAUGACAUCACUUCCUAUGUACCUAGAGAACCCUGGUUGGUUGGUGGUGUGGAAAUGGCGAGUUGUACAGGCAUGUGUGCCCUACGUAUCUGAAAUGUGUAUAUAUAUGGAAGCUAAUCCAGAUGAAAUAUUUGGUGUCAUAUAAUCCCCUGAACAAUGACAAAGGAAGACAGUUUGACGGUAAUAAAUGUACCAGUGCAUUUAAUAGGUUUAUUUGUUCAUUAUAAUGUAGGGUUAGAUAUCUUCAAGACCAAGAUGGUGUAAGGUGCUCUAUAACGUAGUCUUUAAUUAGUAUCUUCUUGCAUUGCAAUUAUAAGCACAAGGUCCCUAAAGAACUACGAACUCCAGGGUUCUCUUGUCCACCAGGAAGUGAGGUAAUCUCUUUUGGUUAUUUGCUGUUGUUUCAAUAACGGGUAUUCAUGCUUCCAUUUCAACCCUUUAACAGGAAACGUAGAACACCUCUUUAAAAGCUAUUUAUCAACUAUGGUCAUGGAAUACCCUCCGAGUCACACACGUGUAUUCAAGUCUACCCAUACACACAAGUGUUUCGUAGUGUUUUUUGUUUAGUCCAAUUAGGGGUUUCUCAGUGCUUUGUGGUUAAUUGUUUAAUUGAUUGAGGAAGCCAAUUGGUCAGUAGUUAUUUGGUUAUUCAUUUGAGGCAUUCUAAUUGGUCAGUCCACUCAGUAUGUUAGUGCUGGUCUUGAACACAAGUGUGUCGUCGUGUGUGCUCCUAAAGACAACGUUGAGAAAUGUUAAUGACUAUGCUUUGUUCUCUGCUGCAGUGCGUUUUGAUCUCCAAGAUUCUGUGGUUUACUUCCAGCUUUUUCUUGACAAGUACAAACAUGCUUUCACAAGCUGCAACACACAAGAUGUCAUUGUUCAGUUUUCUAUGAUGUAAAUAUUAUAUCAGCAAGUGGUAUCUACUAAACUGUAAAAGUCAACAAGUGAUCAAUUUUCCCUUCCCUCAGAUAUCAGUAGUUCUAGUUGCCAUGCUAUUGCAAUGGUAUAUUCAUGGUUACCCUGGAAAACUCAAGGGACUAACUAAUCCUGCAUCCUUUGAUUCAGUCUUGCGAUUUUACACUAAACAUGAGGAUGUGAAUGCAAUUCUUGUAUAUGCGUAAAACUCUGGAAAAUAACAUUGUAUGUCUUAUUCAAAAAGUAUUUAAGGUAUUACUGUCAUGUUGAACAAUGUGACCCCUCUUCUUCAGAUUCUAACUGCUCUUCUCAGAAUCCCUUCCGGUGGUUUUGUUCUGUAGUAAUAGUUGAGGUCCGACAAUGAACAGUAUUGUGCAGACAAUAAGCUGAAACUACCUGUAUAUAUAUGUAAUGUUUAAAUAAAAGCAUCUUUCA